Salvia miltiorrhiza (redroot sage) is the source of this 459-nucleotide messenger RNA. Its product is annotated as mitochondrial metalloendopeptidase OMA1-like. The record is from RefSeq and is a predicted model, not a curated record. The coding region runs from base 1 to 459 and encodes 152 amino acids. The transcript has a single exon. Gene Ontology annotation, cellular component: membrane. Gene Ontology annotation, molecular function: metalloendopeptidase activity. NCBI's taxonomy places the organism in Eukaryota, Viridiplantae, Streptophyta, Magnoliopsida, Lamiales, Lamiaceae.
AUGAGACGCCAAUUCAUGCUCCUCUCGAGCUCUCGCGACAGACGGCUAGGCGAGGCGUGGUUCGAGGCAAUCAAAUCGGAAUACAAACACAAAAUAGUGCCCCCUGAAAACCCUAACAACAUUAGGUUGCAGAAGCUAGGGCAGGAGAUAGUUGAGGCCGCGCGCAAGGGGAUACUGAAGCAGGCAGCCACGGCGAGGCCAGCGAUGAUGCUACCUCGUUAUCAACACGAGAACAUGAUGAUGAGGAUGAUCAAGGCUUUCUCUGGGAAAAGGGAAUUUUCUCAUCAAUCUGCAAAUUUGGAAGGAUUCAAAUGGGAGUUUGUUCUUGUUGAUGAGCCUCAUAUUGUCAAUGCCUUCUGUGCACCUGCUGGGAAGAUUUUUGUUUUCACCGGCUUGCUUAAUAUGUUUCGAGAUGCUGCUGCAAUUGCAAGCGUCAUUGGGCACGAGGUAUAUAUAUAG